GGUUGUGAAGACGAAGAAUAAUUUUAUGAACGUCUGAAAUAUUGGUAUUUCGUCAUAUAAUCUCUAAUUAAUGUGGGCUUAAUCAAAAUAAUAAUGUUUGUCUUUUCAGAACGAAUAUGAAAAAGAUUAAGAAUCAAACCUCUGCAGUGGUGUAAACUUGACCAAUCUUCGAUAAGUAUUCUGUAAUCUACGGCACCAUGGAUACCAAAGAAGUAGUUGAACAUUUGGUGGCCUUAAAAGUUAUGAGAUUAACGAAGCCUGCAUUAAUAAGUCCUAAAAUCGUAACUUGCGACUCUAAAGAUCUACCAGGUAACAUUCUGAAUAAUUAUUUGAAGGAUGACGCCACGGCAGUUACUCAAAUGGAAACUCUUGCCGCGGGACAGUUCCUGCUACUCCCGCAAAGUUUCGGCAAUAUCUAUUUGGGAGAAACCUUCUCGUGUUAUGUUUGCGUUCACAAUGAAACAAAUCAACCUGUACAAAGUGUCUCUAUUAAAGCAGAUUUACAAACAAAUUAUCAAAGAAUACCAUUAACAACUCAGCAAAACCAGUCUCCCAUCAUGUUAGAUGUUGAUGAGACAUUAAGUGACGUUAUACACCAUGAAGUUAAAGAUUUGGGAACCCACAUUUUAGUAUGCGAAGUUACAUACAUGUCUAACUAUAAUACAUUGGCUUCAUUUAGGAAGUUUUUUAAGUUUGAAGUCAUGAAACCGCUGGAUGUAAAAACAAAGUUUUACAAUGCUGAAUCAGAAGAUGUUUAUCUUGAAGCUCAAGUGCAGAAUAUCACUUCAGGUCCAAUUACUUUGGAGCAAGUUUCCCUUGAAAGUUCUCAGCAGUUUUCAGUACGGUCCCUCAAUGAAAUCAAUGACAAUGUUUCUGUUUUUGGUAAUGUUACCUUGCUACAACCCCAAGAAAGCUGUCAGUAUUUAUACUGUCUCACACCAAGAGAGAGCAUUUCUAAGGAAAUAAAGCUAUUGGCUGCUGCUAAGAAUAUCGGAAAGUUGGAUAUUGUUUGGAGAUCUAAUUUAGGUGAAAAGGGCAGAUUGCAAACCAGUCAGUUGCAGAGAAUGACUCCUGAUUAUGGAGAUUUAAGAGUUACUUAUGAGCAGUUGCCUAGUAAAGUAACCUUAGAUGAACCAUUUGACUUCAGAUGCAAGAUUACCAAUGCAAGUGAGAGGACAUUAGACUUAAUCUUAAAGCUCCGAUCUCUUCAAGAUUCUUGUUUGCUUUGGUGCGGAGUUUCUAAUAGAAAGUUAGGUCCUUUGGAGUCAGGAAAUUCCAUUACUGUGACAUUGACUGCCUUGCCUAUUAAUACAGGCCUUCAUGAUAUUGCUGGAGUAUCCCUGGUUGAUUUGUUCCUGAAGAGAACUUAUGAUUAUGAUGAUUUGGCGUCAGUUUAUGUGUGUUAGUUUUAAUUCUACAUACUGGACUAUCUGUAGAAUAAUAAAGUAUUUUAGGUCAUACCAUUUCCAAUUACAAUAUUUAUGAAGCAUCCACCUUAUAUUUUUUUGUA
Hyposmocoma kahamanoa is the source of this 1510-nucleotide messenger RNA. Its product is annotated as trafficking protein particle complex subunit 13. Lineage: Eukaryota; Metazoa; Arthropoda; Insecta; Lepidoptera; Cosmopterigidae. Gene Ontology annotation, cellular component: TRAPPIII protein complex. The record is from RefSeq and is a predicted model, not a curated record. The transcript has a single exon. Bases 198 to 1406 code for a protein of 402 amino acids.